AGUUUGGAAAAUCCGUUAGUUGUUGACGAUGAAAAUAAGCCUUAAACAAACUCGAUAGAUUUAAAUCGUUAUAAAAGAGGUUUGUUCGUGGAUAAUAGUUAGUAGGAGUGUUGUGAGGGGUAUAAUGAGUGGAAAAAGUUCAAUUAGCCGCGACAGUGAUGAUAAAAGAUAUGAUCUUGUGCCGCCUGAAGGAGGUUGGGGUUAUGCAGUAUGUGUUGGCCUUUCUGUUAUAUUUAUAGCUGGAACAGCUCAUCAGCCCGUAUUCGGGUUCAUAUACAAUGACUUCCUGGAUGACCUGGGGGUUGGAACAGGAGCUGUGACAGUUGUCUACGGCGUAUUCCAGGUCACACUUGCAGUCUCUGGUUUCUCGGCGAAUAUAGCAUUAAAAAAGUUAUCUUUAAGACAAGUGGGACUUAUCGGUGCUUUUAUCUACACGAUGGCAUCGUUUCUAGCAAUAUUCGUGGUAUCAACCACGCAGUUAAUUAUAACAAACGGCUUCUUACAAGGUUUAGGUAUGGGCCUUCUCAUUCCCGUUUCGUAUACAAGCUUCAACAGUUAUUUUACAAGGAAAAAAGUACUUUAUUUGAGUCUUUGUAAGGCAUCAAUUGGAAUGAUAACGAUGUUGUAUCCAUUGUUUAUUAAGUAUACUAUUAUGGAGUACGGCUUCAGAGGAACGCUGGCAAUAUUAUGUGCAAUAUCAGCUCAUAGUAUAUUUGGAGCGAUGGUCAUGCAUCCAGUGGAGUGGCAUAUGGUCAAGAAAGAAAAGACUUGUGAAAAAAUUGUCUUGAUCCCACCGACACCUGCCACGGAUGAAAAAACUUUCGACUUCAAGAUUGCUAAUGGCCUUAUCAAAGAUGCCAGAUCCGCUGAGAAUUUAUACAUAAAGCGUGGCUUGGACAAUCAAGACAAAGGCUUAUUGAUUCUGCCAAAGCUAUCGGACACAAGGAGGUUGAGCAUACCUGUGGUAUUGAUUCCGGCAGAUGGCAAUACUAACAAGUUUAAUUCAAGUGACAAUGUGUACAUAGAGAAUCUGUACAAGGCGGCGUCUGUAUCGAGUCUUGGUAAUUUUGGCCACAUGGUAGAGCCGAUGCCAAUUAUUAAGAAUAAGGAAGGGAAAUGGCAGACAGUAACAGAAUUCCUGGACCUCUCGCUACUAAAGGACCCGGUAUUUGAUAACAUCAUAUUUGGAAUGGCGCUCACAUUCUUUGCUGACUUGACAUUCUUCACAUUGGAACCAUUAUUUUUGGACAAAAAUAACCUGUCUAAGGCUGAAAUAGCAAAUAUUAUUGCAGUGGGAGGUGCCACGGAUAUGGUUGCAAGACUAAUGCUUGGGUUUUCUGGACAGUUCUUCAGACUCAACAGCAGAUAUAUGUUUUAUGCUGGCGCAUUAUUAGCUGCGCUAUUUAGACUUGUACUUAUUCAUUUCACAACAUAUCUACCACUGCUGAUACUAACGGGCAUACUUGGAGCGUUGAGAUCAUUGGUGCACAUAGCACAACCUAUUGUGAUGGCCGACCAUGUUCCUAUAGAGAGGUAUCCACCUGCUUAUGGGCUGUACAUGUUGCUGGCUGGAGGCAUCAGCUUAAGUGUGGGGCCAAUGAUUGGUUUCAUCCGAGAUUAUACAGGCAGUUACAAAAUUGCAUUUACAAUGUUGGCUGUAUGUAAUCUUAGUUGUGUGGUCCCUUGGACAAUUGAAGGAAUAAUAAGGUACAGAAAGAGGAGGAAAGAUACAUUUGAAACGUGAAUUUAAUAUAUAAGAAAACUGCUAGAAUUAAGAAGAUGAAAAAAAGUGUUUGUGUACUUAUGUAUGCACACAAGAAGUUAUACUUCUUUGGCCUAACAAAUCAAAAAUUCUUAAAUUUAUUUAUUCCUCGUGCUAUUCGUACGUUUGUAGAAAGAACAAUAUUAUUGUAAAAAUCUUGCAACGAUGGCUUUGACAAUUAAUUAUUAAAUAUCGAAUACGGCUGUACGGACUUGAACGCUUUGCCUAUCCUAAUAAUAGACGAAGAAACCAAAAAAAAAAAAAUUACGAAUGUCGCAAACGUCAGAAAAUUUUAGGAACCAACUUCAACCUGUUACUUUUGUGUUACAGUGAUGCGUGCGCAUUUUAAAAUUUCAGUCUCAUAAUUUUUUCAUAACGCGCCUAAAGAAGUAUAACUUCAAAAAGAGCGAUAAAAGAAGUGUCUAUAAUGAAUGUUUUCACCAAAUAUUUUUAUUAAUUUUAUUUUUAAAUGUAUACAGGGUGGAUUUUAUGUCGAAUAUGGAGAAGAGGAUAAUGCGUUCGAUUUAGAACAGUGUCCAUAUAAACUAUAUUACAUAUCACUGUUAUAUCAAUAUAUUAUAAUUAAUUCGCAGCACUCGAAAAAGGUUUCGAAAUUAUACUAAAAAAUUCUUAUCCGUAGAUAGAAGUUGAACAAUAGAUGCAUCACUAAAAUAAAAAUAAUAAUGUGACAGAGACACAUAAAUUAGAUUUGUAUUGAGGGUAAGCGAGAUACACUACUAUAUCUACCCAGUUCAUUGGCUCCCAACAAACAAUGGUUGCCAUGGUGAUUUCAGUUAUUAUUAAAAUAUGGGUUGUUGUCACUGACCUUUAUAAAUACCACUGGACAGGGUGUUUCUAAGGUUUGACAACAAAUUUUUUGUGCCUAUUAGAAGCGCCACUCGUGAGCGUCCAGAGAACUAAUUUUGACGUAUAAUACAAAUGGCUGUAAAUGAACGUACAAUUCUCUGAAUUAUUUUUGCAUUUUGAAUAAUUUUUUUUCGUUUUCCGUGUUAUUUAUACUUCAAGAAUCAACGUAAUAAAGCACACAACUUAUUUUUUGUAAAUAGUUUCCCACCAUCUAUCGAAGUUUGCUGAAGUUGCCAUAACUAGUUUUAGUACCGCAGACUCUCGCUAAAUGGCCAACAGCGCCAAAAUGGUGAAUAUCAAACAGGCACAAAAGUAGUUUGACAGCCGUCAGUCCAGUGGUUUAAAGUAGAGGUCAGUGGACGUUAAAACAUAACACACGCCACAGACAAUUGCUAUCUCAUUUACAUACGCUGACAGCAAAUCUAGUGUCUAUUCUAUUCUAUUCUAUUCUUUCUAGUGGCUUCUGUGGAAGGGGCACCACAACUCGCCAACAAAUCUAGUGUCCCUCUUCUAUCUACGAACUUUUCACUGCCAUUAAAGACAGUCACAUGACAACGCCGACUUUGAAAUGUCAAAAGGUUGAAGUAAAUUGCGAACGUCAGCGUAUUAGAACUGUCAUUCGACAUAAAUAGUAUUGACCCGAUUAUAUUUUGUUGUGCCCGUUAUUUAAGUAGUCCCUUUCAAUACGCGUCCCUUUCAUACCACUUCUCUCCUACAGGCAAAAUAUUUAAGCGAAAACCAAAUCGUUGAUAAUAUGCUCAAUGUAACUUUUAACGUGUGUUAAAAUAAAUUUUAUAAUUAUUGUUAAGUUUUAAUGUUAUUAGUAAGCAACACAUAUCUACGAUGUUCGUUAUUUUAGAUAUCUAUAUGUAAUAUAGCAACGGUGUGUGUAGACUACAGGCGAGACAGAAUUCAAAAAUUCAUAUUCAUAAUUGUAUUCAAAUAUUUGCAAUUACUGGACACAAUCCGGUAGUUAGAGCCGACUAUACCAGAACAAGCGUCACAGAAAAAAGUAGCGGAUCCGAAGUUCAAGGACCACAAAAGUUUCCCUCUUAAAAGGUAUAGGGAAUGAAUUAAUUGAAAGCUAUGUAACUACCAACUUAUUAGAAUAGCUAUCCCUUCGAUUAAGGCGAUACUAAAUGCCAGCGACCUUGAGCGAUAUGAGGUCACGGCUGCCGGCCCGCCAUCUAUGUAACAUUAGCCAAUAUUUUCAAAAUUCUUGCGUGGAAAACGUAACAUUUUAACAGAUCCUAACAGUUUUUAUGCUUAAAAUCCUUGUUAUUCAUUACUAAUUUGAAUAAAUGCACCUACACAAAAAAGUACAAGCUAUUUAAUAAUAACUUUUCUGAGAGUAGUACUAAAAAAUGCGUCAUGCCAUGCCAAAAAACUUGUUGAACUGCAAAGAAAAGUGGUAGUUCAAAAAGGCUCGGCAGUCUUGACUAUAACCAACAGCAAGCAUUAGCAACCUAAAAAUACGACUUAAGGAUAUGUGUAACAUGAUUAAGUAGUGUUCAUAGCUCAAAAUGCUAUAAUUUCACCACAAAACUUGUCUUAAAACACAAUGUUUGCGUGUUUUCUGCUUACUCUUCGCCUUAAAAGGUAUAGGGAAUGAAUAAAUGGAAAAGCUAUGUAACUACCAACUUAUUAGAAUAGCUAUCCCUUAGAUUAAGGAACAGUAUCCGCUGAGCUCCAACUAAAUACCGCUGGCGUAGUCGCAAAGUGCGGCAACUAAUACAGCCCAAGUGGGCGUACUCGAGCCAGUGUCGAACAAUGUGUGAAUAAUUGAUAAAUAUAGGAUGCUGGGUUGCGUAGUAAAACUUUGUACAAAUAAUACUACAAGAAAUAAUAAAGUCUCUAUUACAUAAUUAUCAUCAGUAAGUAUUUUGUAUUUUAUUAAUUUCAGUGUAAAAUAACACGAAGCGUAUGUUACAAAAUUUUAAAGAUGCCAUUGAGUGUCACGAUGCCACGCACAUAAGCAUCUAAUAGUUGCCGUAAUAAAAUAGCUAUUGUUCUUAGAUAGUGCGGUAGUUGUAGCCCAGAGGAGACCAAUCUUGAAUCUAAUAGCUAUAAUUUACCAACUUUAAAAAAAAAUGAACACAGACACGAACCACUCCUUUGCAUUUUUCUGUGAUAAUUUUGAGAUUUAUAAACUUAUUAUAUUGUUUUAUUCGAUAAAUCGUCCACUUAUGCAUAAAUAAUACUAAAAUACUGAAUCAUAAUAAGAUGAAUGAAUAACCUGAAUUCUAUAAAUGUCUGUAUUUGUUGGAAUUUCAUCUUUUAUUAUACACUAGUUGAUGUCCGCGACUUCGAAAAAAAAUAAUAAGGACGUUUGGAAUUGAUCAUUAUCUCAUGUCCUAUUCGAGUUCCGGUUCCCGUUUUCGCUCCCGUUCCCAACAUAUUAUAUGAGUCUUAUUUCGAGGAAGAUUGCUAUGGUAAACUAAAUCUACUAUUGGUAUAGUUAUAGCUCAUCGACGUGAAUUUCAUUCAUUUCGUGUUUUCCUCAAAUUCCGCGGGAACCAUGGAUUUAUCCGGGAUAAAAUGUUCCCUAUGUCCUUUCCCAAGCUCUAGUCUAUCGCUGUACCAAAUUUCAUCAAAAUCGGUUCAAUAACUCCGGCGUAAAAGACUAACAAAGAAAAACUUACAUAUUCAUUUAUAAUAUUAGUAGAGAUAAUUUAUUACUUUAACAAUGUAAAUUGAUGCACUUACAGAUGUCUUAAGAACAGUAAAGAGAUGAACUUACUGUUUAUUUCCUUGUUGAAUCAAAGGAGAAUUUUUGUAUAUUUUUGUGUAAAAUAUUAGGUACUUAUGUUAAAAAAAAAGUAUGUGUGUACUUAUGUAUGCACGCAAGAAGUUAUAGGUACAUCUUCGGCCUAACGAAGCAAAAUCAUUAAAAUGAUUUAAUCCUCGAGCUAAUCUACGUUUUUAGAAAGAAAAAUUUUGAAAAAAUCAAAGAUGGCUUUGACAAUUAAUUAUUAAAUAAUGAAUACGGAUGUAUGGGCUUGAACCCUUUGCCUGUCCUAAUAAUAGACGAAGAAACUAAAAAAAAAUAACGAAUGAGGCAAACGCCAGAAAAUAUUAGGAACCAAAUUCAACCUGUUACUUUUGUGUUGCAGUGAUGCGCGCGUAUCUUAAAAUUUCACUGUCAUAAUUUUUUUAUGACGCGCCUAAGGAAGUAUAACUUCAAAAUUUAAGUACCACAUAAUAUGUAGCCACUAGUAUAGGAACAUGAACAUAUUUAUUAUUACAAAAGUAGUUUAUAAUAUCUAUUUACCAUUUACCUCGCUUUAGUUAAGUAGUAGGUAUAACAGAUACUUCUAAUGGUCACACGCUGACUGUAAGCUAUAUUAAAUAUGGUUUACUUAUAUUUAAUAUUGCGUAUUGAUUUGCUUAACAUACGAACUGCUAUCAAUAGGUGUCCCGUGACUAUGAAGGGUAGAGGAGAAUCAUCUAUAUAUAUGAAAAAGUGUGCGCCAAAAUGCAUUAAAUUAGGGUGGCGCUACAGUAGCAUCAGGUUAGUUCUUAAAAGAAGCGCCAAAUAUAAAAUAAUACUAAUCACUCUAGGUGCACGUUUCCCUAUAAUAAUUCUUUAAGGUUAUAUUUACUACAUUAUUUUUUUCAAUAAUUAACUACUUUAGUCAACAGUAAUAUUCAUUUAUUUAACUCAGCAUACUUUGAUUCGAUUACAAUUGUUGCAUUCACCAUACUUCAUACCAUACCCUGUGCCUACAGCUUUUGAACUAUUAUUUACAGCAUAAGCUGGGAACAUUUUCAACUUUUCUCCCAUAUCAGAUGACUCUCCUCACCUCUGCCCUCCAUAUCCGUGACACCACCACACCAGCCACAGAAUAAAAAUACUCCUAGCAAAAAAGAAUUGCAACUCCAUAUAAAAACAUGGAACCACAACGAUACACACCUUAUACACACCAGAAACUAAAAUGGGCGCAACAAACGACCAUUUUUCUCAUGAUAAUAAUCAGUAGUAGUUCCUUCAUAAUAAUCCCUUGAAAAAGUAAUUCAGACUUCCGAACAAGUAAAAUAUUAAAUCAUAGUACAGAAUUCAUUUGGUCAUUUAAUAUGGCCUAGUUAUACAUCGCUCCAUCGAAAACUCAUUAAAGAUCAUUUAAAUUCGAAGCUGUUCCCACUAAUUAUGCCUACUAAUUAUGAGAUCACGCCCAACUUUAAGUAAACCGAACAGAAGCUUCUAAAAAACAUGAUAAAGUUAACAUUUAAUUAAUCGCAGACGCUAAAGAUUAGAUUUGAAUCAUCACGGGUUUUUAACCUUUCCUUUCCGGGAAACUCUCAUCGCGCGGUAGGGUUGAGAUCGGCUUGAUUUUUCGCGCGCGCAGCGUUCUGUCAUUUUUUUACGUGUAUUAAUAGAUUGCUCAUAAUUAGGAUGAUUUGAGUGUAAUGUAUCUAAAAGCUAUUGAAUCAAGCCAUAAGACCUUUCAAAAUAAACCAUCCUAUAAAUAAAAUAAGGGUCAAAACUUGGUGAGGGAAUAGUGUGCUGUACGGCACUCUCGAUUUUGGUGAUCUGAAAAAUCUAGUGCCAUUGCGGCACUGCUUAUUUCGGGAAGGUGCGUAAUCGAGUAUUUUCAACCUCUUUUUUAAUGAGAAUAAGAGACGAGACAAGCAGGACGUUCAGCUUAUGGUAAUUGAUACGUCCUGCCCAUUUUGUAAUGCAGUGCCCCUUUCUUGAAAAACCCAAAAACUCUGAGUGGUAUAGAUACUACCUAGAUACCUACCUUGUCCAUAAAGUGUAUGUAUACAUUUGUUUUAAUUAAUAUAUAAAUAAAACACAUCGAAAUACCUUAUCAAUUUAUCGAAUUUAUUAAAACCUAAGAUUUUAUUAAAAAACUAUAAAUUCGUUAUGAAUAAUAAUUAAGUAGUCCUAACUAGAAUAUUAACUUUAUUGUUACAUUAGUUAUUCGGUGCCAUUAAUUUGUAUUAAGUUUAUAGCUUUAGUGAAAUGGGUUGGCUUAGAUUAAGAAUUGGUCUCCGCUGCGCUCCAACUAGAUAACGCAACCAGUACUACUUCCAAGUUCUCGAAUAAUGUGUAAUGUUGACGUCCCACAUGUUCUGUUAAGCUUUGCUGAUAAUUGAAACUGAAAUGCCGGGUUGCGUCAUAAAACUUUAUAAAAUUAUGCUACUAGAAAUAAUAAAGACACUGAGAUCACAUAUUAUAAUCAGUAAGUAUUUUGUAUUUUAUUAAUUUCAAUGCAAAAUAACACGAAUAAAUAAUAGCUUAUAUACGCAUACGCUAAAGAUGCCAUUGAGUAUUAAGAUGCCAUGCACACAAGCAUCUAAUAAUAGCCGUAAUAAAAACGCUAUUGUACUUAAGUAGUGCGGCAUCUUCGCAGCGGAGACCAACACUUAAUUUAAGGUAUGGUAUUGUAUAAGCGGGCUAAUUUUCGCACCUCGACGAGUGUGCGCCUAUUUUGCGUGUGUGUUUGAUAGUGGAUUAAAGUGGCGAUGUUAACUAUUCCAAUGGCCUAUAAUUCUUUUGUUGAUUGUUUUACAAACUAUUUUAAUGGACAUGUAUGUCGUGGCCACAAUAAGUCAACAACUUAGGGUUUGGAGCUACUGCAAGCGUUUUUUAUUUCGUAGACUAUAAUAUAACUUUAAUUCGAUUCAGUUAUGGAGACAUUAUUCGUAAGUUGGCUGAUUUACAAGGCUGCUAUAAUUGUGUUCUUUAUUCUAAUUUAAUAAACUUUAAAAGCUUUUUGGAGUAAAGAUACAUAAAUUACCAUAAUUUGAAUUUGUUUCUGCAGUUUUUGUAUCAAAUUCUUUGGUUGAACUAUAUAUAUUGCAUGUGAUAACUCACAUAUCAAAUCUAAGUCGAUCUAUUAGUUCCUUAUCUAGGUGACAGUUAUAUUUUUUGAAACCAAUUAAUUGUUCCAGUUUAAUUUA
Leptidea sinapis is the source of this 8536-nucleotide messenger RNA. Its product is annotated as monocarboxylate transporter 9-like. The coding region runs from base 125 to 1744 and encodes 539 amino acids. NCBI's taxonomy places the organism in Eukaryota, Metazoa, Arthropoda, Insecta, Lepidoptera, Pieridae. Gene Ontology annotation, molecular function: monocarboxylic acid transmembrane transporter activity. The record is from RefSeq and is a predicted model, not a curated record. Gene Ontology annotation, biological process: monocarboxylic acid transport; transmembrane transport. The transcript has 8 exons.